Vanessa atalanta (red admiral) is the source of this 4517-nucleotide messenger RNA. RefSeq lists its product as uncharacterized. NCBI's taxonomy places the organism in Eukaryota, Metazoa, Arthropoda, Insecta, Lepidoptera, Nymphalidae. The record is from RefSeq and is a predicted model, not a curated record. Gene Ontology annotation, cellular component: RZZ complex. Gene Ontology annotation, biological process: endoplasmic reticulum to Golgi vesicle-mediated transport; mitotic spindle assembly checkpoint signaling.
GAAAUUAGUUAAUUUGUUUUUUUUUGUGUUAGUAAUUUGUUUUUAGCUUUAUUGUAAAAAUAAUGAGUUUAUUAAGUGCUGUUCUAUUGGAAGCUGACAAAGCUACUUCGAAAGAUAUAAAAAAAUAUCUCGAUGAGUUAGUACCGAAAUUAAAAGAUCUCACUGAAAGAGUGCAAAUGUUAUCCUGGUCGUUACAACAAAAUUUUAUCGACACAUACUUACAUUUUACACCCACAAAAAGUUUGGAACAAUUAAAUUACAAAAACCGGAAAGCGAACAUACUCUCCGACUAUUCGAAAUUCAUACAAGAAGUUACAUUAUUUGAUGAUAAAUUUGACAACAAAGACGCAAUAAUUGAAGAUUUUAAUAAUAACCGUAAAAAAUUAGAAAAAUCUAUUAGUAAUUUUCACGAUCUUUGUAUCGUUGCUGAAGGCAAAUGGAUAUUAGAUAAAGCAAAUCAUGAAUUUGGUAGAUUUAAUUACACUGAAGCUAUACUAAGUAUUAAGGAAUUGCAAAGCAAAUUGCGUGAACUAAAAUUUGAAGGGAAUGGAAACAAGGCACUUACUAAUGUAACUGCUCAAGCAGACACCCAGUUAGCAAUAUACACAGCCCAGUUGAGCAUUGAGUGGGAAGAUAUAUUUACUUGGUCAGAAAAAAAGGGAGUAAACUGUGUUAUAUAUUCACUGUCAGUACUACAGUGUGACCCAAACCUUAUACAGAAAAUAUUAAAAUCUUUAUAUGUUACCGAGAGAAUGAAUGCAGAGCUUGGUGAAUUUUCACAUUUCUUUAUAGAUAAAUUACUACACAACGUCAUCAAGUACAACUGCGAAAUAUUCACAGAAGACCCGAUCGGAGCAUUGGUGUUCAACAUUAAGAUAGAUUUGAACGAAAGAAAUAAACCAAAUUUCCAAACAAUAUUGAACAAUUUAACGGCAAUAUUUGAGUUCCUCCAAUCAACAUUAGGUACUCAGAUGGAAGCUGAUAAGACUUUCAUUGAGGUAUUUUCCGAUUGUAUCCAAGAUCAAUUUUUCAAUAAAAUAAUCGACAACUGUAUUAAAAAUAAUUUGCCAUCAUGUGACAGUAGUUACGAGAAUUACAAGAAUAUCGUUGUAGAAUUGGAUUCAUUCAAUAAAUUCUUAAUUGAACUAAAAUUUGUUGAAGCAUCUGAAUCACCGCUUAACAAAUUCAUAAAUGAUACUGAAUGUGUCUUAUAUAAUAAAAAAUGUGAUAAAUUAUUGUCUGAUGUACGUAUUAUGUUAAACAAUAGCCUCUCACAUGGUACUAUAACCGUAGGUAGUAGUAAUGAAAUAGAAAAUGACUCAAUAUUAGACGUUACGCAAAAAGAGUUUGUAUAUGAUUUGAACAACCCUCUGUUUUUGCCAAAAUGUGUGGUAUCACAGAAUGUUAAACAGAUCAUGUCUUUGAUUGUGGAACAUUUAGAGGAGAGUGUGAAACUCCCAGACAAGUAUAGCAAUCAGUUGGUUACGUACAUAAAAGACAUAGCAGUUAUGUAUCAAUGUAUAGUACCCAAGAAAUUUAAAGUUAAUUUAGAGUGCUGUCCUCUAGAUAUAGGUAAGAAAUAACAUUCUUAUAUAUCAAAGCUAUUUAGAACAUUUACAGUAAUAAUUAAAAUUAAUAUAUUUGUACAAUUUUCAGCUCUAUUUUUCAAUAAUUGCUUUUACCUGGCACAUAGUCUGGUUGGUCCACCCUGGAAGAUUACCAUGCCAGCCCCUUUAGCUGAUCUCUUGAACACAACUCUACUAGAAUGUAUACAAGACCUAAGAGUGCUGGGCUUGGAGAAAAUGUCUCUCUUCUUGCAGUUUCAGAAAAAUCUUAUAACACAGAAAAUAGAAGCAAAUGAACUGCCCUGGACGUAUGAAUCAUAUGAAACCUUUGACUGUGCUGUUAACUUUGCCGUCACAUUAAUGCAGGAAUUGAAAGAUAUGUGGUACAAUGUUCUACCCAGCCGCAUGUAUGAGCUGUCCAUAUGCACACUUAUAUUAGCUCUAUGCCAAUCUAUGCUCGAUAGAAUAUUUGCAGACUGUAAGCCUAUUUGUGAGGAUUUGGUUUAUAUGCUGGCGGUGAGAUUUGAAGACACAAUUGCAGAAAUUACAACACUAUUUGAGGGUCCCAUCAAGUUCGAAAACAAGAUCAAUGUCUGGAGCAAGUUCUUAAAGAUGCCGCAGUUGUUAAAGGCGCAGAUGCUAGAAAUAGCUGAUCUUUGGCAUAAAGACAAGGAAUUGUCUCAGAGUUAUGCUUGCGAAGAUAUAAGACUUACGGCAUUCCUGAUCACAGCGAUAGCGAUCGUCGUCAAUGAACGUGUCGUGAACGCACAAAAUGUUAAUAGCGCGGAUCAAAUGGCUAUGGAAACGAAGAACAAAGCUAUGACAAUUGUGGAAGGGCCAAAACUCAAUAAACCAAUACAACCUACUCAAUUAGCGAAAUCAAAUCGGACUAACAGUCCGGAGUUGAGACCGUCGAGUAAACCGCCUAUACAUCUCACUCCAGACAAAAAAUUCUUCUACGACAUGCCCCAACAUUUUUAUAAUUCAAUGCCGAAGUUACACGCCCCUCCUCUACAUUUAUACACUAAAGAACCGUUGAAGCUUUCUAAUUCAGUCUACAAAUUCCCCAAUGUGAUUCCAAUACAACGGGGGAAUCUAUUCUACCAAAAGCCAACGCGACAACCGCUUGUCUUCGCUGCAUCCACCGGCAAUCCAUUAGUAGCAAAAAGUCCAAAGUUCAGUCUACCAGUUCAAACUAUUAAUGGUAUAAGGACAGAUUUCGUUAGACCUCCAAAAGUUGCUAAUUUGUCUACAUCGACGUCAACAACAAUUGCCCCUACGACCACUCAAAGAAUAUUACGAACAAGGCGAAUAUGGCCAAAAAGGAUUACAGAGAAGAUGAAUUCGACAUCUUCUCAAAAUGUUUCCUUUACAUCCGAAAAGUUAUUAAGGAAUGACACAACUAAUAGUACUGAUUUGGCUUCAUCCGCUAGCCGUCUGCGCACAAGAUAUGCCGUCACAGAAACUCCGAUUUCAUCAACGUCUUAUCAACCUACUACUCGAGGCUAUCGUAGAGUUACCAGAACUUCAAGAAUAAAGCCCACUAAAGCCCCAACCUUCGAUCCAAUAAAACCCAAUGAUUGGGUACCGAUCGUACCAUCUCACUAUACUAAAACGAAAACAAAUUCUCAAACACCUAUUACUAAAAGGUCGGAUGUAUUUUUACAACCCUACGGAUUACUUCCCGUAGGUCAAUCAUUACAGAAUGCGCAUGCUAGAAAGAAGAUGGUUUUUUUUCGUAAAAGAAAACGGCAGAUGAAUCCUUACGUAUUUACACAAGAAUAUAAUCCUAAAGUAAAUAUAUAUCCGCAACAACAAUUUGUUUAUGAUGACCAACGAGCAGAAGGAAGUCAGAACCAACAAAACGUUGUAACGAAGAUUAAACAUCACCAUCAUCAUCAUCACCAUCGUUAUAUCAAAACAGUGGAGAAGCCAGUCAAGGUACCGUAUAAAGUAGAAGUUGAAGUACCAAAACCAUAUCCAGUAGAAAAGAAGGUUCCAGUGCCAGUGCCUGUGGAAAAGAUAAAAGUUGUGGAUAGACCAUAUCCAGUUCAAGUAGAAAAAAAAGUUCCAUAUCCUGUCACUGUCAAAGUUCCACACCCGGUCCCUGUGAAAGUUGUCGAGAAGGAGUAUGUACCCAAACCCUACCCUAUUGUACAUCAUGUCCCGAUUUUCAAACAGGUUGAAGUUAAAGUACCAACACCGGUCGCUGUUCAAGUUGAAAAACGAGUGCCCGUUCCCGUCAAAGUCCCAUACCCUGUGGAGAAACGAGUUCCCGUACCAGUCGAGACAAAAGUUCCUUAUCCAGUACCGGUUAAAGUUUUUAUACCUCAACCGUAUCCUGUUGAAAAGAAAGUGCCUUAUCCUGUAGAAGUAAAAGUUAGAGAACCUGUUGAAGUUAUUAAACACGUGCACGUUAAGGUACCAUAUCCACAACCGUAUCCAGUAAAAAUACCGCAUCCGAUACCUUACACUGUUGAAAAGAGAGUCCCAUACCCUGUUAAAGUUGAGAAAAAAGUCCCGUAUCGUGUUGAAGUACUAGUUCCUCAUAAAGUAGAAGUUGAGAAAAGGGUUCCGGUCUACGUCCCACGACCUUAUCCGGUAGAAAAGAGAGUUCCCUAUCCUGUAAAAGUUCCGUAUCCAGUGAAAGUGCCUGUUAAAGUACCAGUCCGAGUGCCUGUAGAAGUGCCUGUGUAUAUCCACCAUCCUUUUCAGAUCAUAAAUGACGACGCGAUGGGAGUCGGAGAUGGCGGCAACAACUAUUACCCCGCCUCUGAAAGCAAUUAUUACGCAGACGGAGAAGAAAACGAGUAUGUUAGCCGUUCGGAGACAGAAAACGUCACGAACAGCCCUGAGCAUACCGUCACUGUUCACGGGAAAACUGGUUUCACCGGCUUCGUAUCGCGGUCUGAUAGUGAAUCCACGACUGCAAAAACAAUGUCGACGAAAUGA